GCAGAACAGAUCCACUGUUUAUGUUUAGACUAAAUUAAGAAGUUUUGUACUUAUUAUUAUUAUUUUUUUUUAGAGUUACUUUCAGUUUUGCAUACAAUUAAAUUAAUAUUGACUGUGCAAUAUCAAGAGCACAAAUGAGCCAUCACUCUUCGUGGAGAGGGCAUCAUUGUGCUCCUGGAGACACCAACUGCACUGCAAGCUUUAAGGAGUCCUUAGGCGGCAAGAGCUACAAGUUACUCCAUGUGCCUUUCCAUGGGCCGACCCACAGCCACCACCAUGAGCCUCCACACCCAUUCCCCACUGUGGAUGUUCCUGACCAUGCCCACUACAUCAUCGGCUCUGUCAUAUUAAUAGUUGGCAUCACUGGAGUGAUUGGAAAUGCUCUGGUGAUAUACGUGUUCUGCCGAAGCCAUAAUCUUCACACUGCUGGGAACCUGUUUGUGGUGAACCUGGCUGUGGCUGAUUUCUUUAUGUCUCUCACCCAGUCACCAGUGUUUUUUGCCACCAGCCUGCACAGGCGGUGGGUGUUUGGUGAGCGUGCUUGUGAGCUCUAUGCCUUCUGUGGAGCCCUCUUCGGAAUCUGUUCAAUGAUGACCUUGACUGCUAUUGCGGCUGAUCGCUGCCUUGCCAUAAUUCAGCCCCUUGCCCUCGUAGGCAAAGUUAGCCAACGCAAAGCUUGCGCAGUGCUGGCUGUUGUGUGGCUCUAUUCUUUGGGCUGGAGCCUUCCACCAUUCUUUGGCUGGAGUGCUUAUGUCCCAGAGGGGCUUCAGACUUCCUGUUCAUGGGACUACAUGACCUUCACUCCAUCAGUGCGUGCAUACACCAUCCUCCUCUUCAUUUUUGUUUUCUUCAUCCCACUGGGCAUUAUUGGUGGCUGCUACUUUGGAAUUUUCCAAACUAUCCGAGCAGCCGGAAGGGAGAUAAAAGAGCUGGAUUGUGGGGAAAUACAUAAAGUGUAUGAGCGUAUGCAGAAUGAAUGGAAGAUGGCUAAGGUUGCCCUCCUGGUGAUUUUGCUCUUUGUAGUGUCCUGGUCACCCUACUCUGUGCUGGCUCUCACUGCUACAGCAGGCUAUUCCCAUCUCCUGACCCCCUACAUGAAUUCAGUGCCUGCAGUUUUUGCCAAGGCCUCAGCCAUCCAUAAUCCUAUCAUCUACGCAAUUAUACAUCCAAAAUAUAGGGCAGCUAUUGCGUGUUAUAUUCCAGUUCUUCGCUCUAUCCUGCGUGUAAGAGAGAAGGACCUCCGUUCAUCUUUCAGUUCCAGUAGUGCCCUCUCCUCCCGUCGUCCGACACUUACUAGUCAAUGCUCCUUGGGUGUUAACAUGGGCAAUGCUGCACGAGCUAAUGGCCUCUGGGGGAAGACCCACUUGUCUUCGGCUUCAGACACUGAUUCCUGCUGGACAGAGUGUGAGGCUGACGGUUCCAGUGUUAAUUCUCUGAUGUCUAAUCGCCGUGUAUCCACAGAGAUCUCUACAGAUACAGCCAUUCCUCUACAGUCUAGUGGCAGCAUCACCACAAGUGGGCAGAAGGUAGGGAAGUUGGACAAAGUUGCAAGCAUGCAUAUUUCUUUUGAAACAGAUGAAUCGGAGGGGGAGACUCUGUCUGAUGGGAAGGCUUUCCUCCUUGGUGGUAACUAAAGGAAUAAUGCGGUGCUUCAAAGGGGUCACAACUUUAGUAUUAGUUACUUUAGUAGUUGCUUUGAAUAUGACCUGUUACUGUAGUUUUAGUAUGAUUAAAUAAUCCUUGUUCCCUUCUUUAUUCCACAAUUUUAUAUUUUUUUUUUAAACCUUGUUUUUACAAUUUAAUAAUUUCUAGGUUAUGUGUGAAUGUAUAGGGAGCAUUUACUGAUUGUAACCAUUCUGUUCAGUUAACAGCCAUUUAGCACUUUGUUUCAUUAUUUAAAAAGCUUAUUAAUGACAUUUAUUUUUCUGAAGGUAUUCUGGUGUAAAAUGUAAUGGUCUAAGUAAUGUAUGUAAAUGAUGUUUGGCAUACAUUUUAUUUAAAUAAAAUAGCAUAUGCAUAUAUCAUCAGCAGUCCUAUUUAUUUGUAACGGUCACAACUGUAGUGACGAUACCCCACAAUAAAAAUACAAUAAAAGAAAA
Molecule: messenger RNA, 2099 nt
Organism: Myxocyprinus asiaticus (Chinese sucker)
Lineage: Eukaryota; Metazoa; Chordata; Actinopteri; Cypriniformes; Catostomidae
Product: melanopsin-like
Exons: 1
Coding region: 135-1634 (499 amino acids)
Biological process (GO): visual perception; G protein-coupled receptor signaling pathway
Cellular component (GO): membrane
Molecular function (GO): G protein-coupled receptor activity
Source: RefSeq, a predicted model, not a curated record